AUCUGCCCGAGGCUCGAGCUCCGCCUGAAGGAAGGUGUCAGACUGAGAGCGAUGGACUCUCCGUGUCAGAGGCAGAGGCAACGUCUGGUGAGGAGCCACAGGGGAACAUUGAACAACAGAUGGAAACCAGGCUGAGAAUGUCACCGGCUGAACUGAGGGUUGUGCUGCUGAUCCUGGGUUUUCUGGUCACAGACUCCGCACUCGGUGAUCCGUGUGUAACCCACACCGUCCUGGAUCAGCCCUGGAGGAGCACGAAUUGUUCCAACACUGAGUGUACCGGUGGAGAGUUGAUGAAUGAUAAAAAUCUUGCUGUGAGAUGGUACAGAUUUAACAGUUCCGGAGGAUGGAAGAUUCCCGAGACGGUCGUUCCAGAGUAUCACUGCUCCGGGGAGAACCCAGGCUGGUUAAACGGUCCCCAUCCCAACGUGGGAGAGGGUGAGGUGACCAGGACUGUCUGCUUCAGCAAGGAUGAAAACCCCUGUGAGAAGUACCAGGAGAUCAGGGUGAAAAACUGCUCUGGUUACUUUGUGUAUCGGCUGGAGCCUACAACCAGGAAUGAUUCUGUGUACUGUACAGUCACAGACUCCGCACUCGGUGAUCCAUGUGUAAACCACACCGUCCUGGAUCAGCCCUGGAGGAGCACGGAUUGUAACUGCACAAAGUAUACCGGUGGACAAUGGAAGGGAGAUAAAAAUCUUGCAGUGGGAUGGUACAGAUUUAACAGUUCCGGAGGAUGGAAGAUUCCCGAGACGGUCGUUCCACAGGGUUGCUGCUGCGGGAAGAAAUCAGGCUGGUUAAACGGUCCCCAUCCCAACGUGGGAGACGGGGAGGUGACCAGGACCGUCUGCUUCAGCAAGGGUGAAAAACCCUGUGAGAAGAGCCAGGAGAUCAGGGUGAAAAACUGCUCUGGUUACUUUGUGUAUCGGCUGUGGCCUACAACCGGGAAUGAUGCUGUGUACUGUACAGUCACAGACUCCACACUCGGUGAUCCGUGUGUAACCCACACCGUCCUGGAUCAGCCCUGGAGGAGCACGAAUUGUUCCAACACUGAGUGUACCGAUGGACAAUGGAUGGGUGAUGGAAAUCUUGCAGUGGGAUGGUACAGAUUUAACAGUUCUGGAGGAUGGAAGAUUCCAGAGACGGUCAUUCCACAGGAUCACUGCUCCGGGCAGUACCCAGGCUGGUUAAACGGUCCCCAUCCCAACGUGGGAGAGGGGGAGGUGACCAGGACCGUCUGCUUCACUGUGAGUGAAAACACCUGUUACUGGAGCCGGGAGAUCAGGGUGAAAAACUGCUCCGGUUACUUAGUGUAUCGGCUGGGGCCGACAACCGGGAGUAACGCUGUGUACUGUACAGACUCCGCACUCGGUGAUCCGUGUGUAACCCACACCGUCCUGGAUCAGCCCUGGAGGAGCAUGAAUUGCUCCAACACUGAGUGUACCGGUGGACAAUGGAGGAAUGAUGUAAACCUUGCAGUGGGAUGGUACAGAUUUAACAGUUCUGGAGGAUGGAAGAUUCCGGAGACGGUCGUUCCACAGGGUCGCUGCUCCGGGGAGUUCCCAGGCUGGUUAAACGGUCCCCAUCCCAACGUGGGAGAGGGGGAGGUGACCAGGACCGCCUGCUUCACCCAGGGUGAAGACAGCUGUUACAGGAGCCAGGAGAUUGGGGUGAAAAACUGCUCCGGUUACUUUGUGUAUCGGCUGCUGCCAGCACCCUUGAGUUACGCUGUGUACUGUACAGACCUGGAGGCUUCCACAAUGGAUCAAUCCAAUGGAUCAUCUACAGGACAACCCAUCCCAUCACCAUCCUCUGUCUCAGAGGGACAGAGAUCCUCAGAUUCCCAGUCGGACACCACUCAGGAACCCCAGGGGUCUGCGACUGGAGGACCUGGUCCGGGUUUGUCCACCACCCCAGCAGGGUCUGCAAGCUCAGAUCCAGAUAGGAGGACAAGCCCCAACGCCGGGCAGGAGAAGCCGACGGACACCACGUGCAAAACCUAUGAGAUGAUCCCAGUGAAUGAGCUCCUGUUGGAUGAGGAGUGUGAGGGGAUGAUCAGCAGUGUCAAAGUGCUGUACCUUGGGCAGAAGAACCUGGGAGACCCCCAGGAGCGAGAGGCCUACCUCGAUCAGAUACGUGAGAUACUGAGGAAACAGCUCCCCUGCAAGCAAAUCCUGUCCGAGAGCAAAUGUGACAAGGGAAAUAAGUGAAAAGGAAGAUCUCAGACUGUGUUUGUCCAACGUAUUACAGGGUGAUGGACGAUGUGUGAAGUGUUCAUGGGUUGUGGUGGGGAGUGUGAGGUUUCAGUCGGUUGUGUGAUGGUGGUGGGGAAUCCAAUAUCAGUGAAAUAUUAUUAGCAUCAAUUAGACUGUGUAUCUGUCAUUGAGAAUCAGGUUUAUUAUCAGUGACAUAUUACUCUUUCAUCUUUCAUUAUUUCUCAUCGAUUGAGUGUAAUAAUGGGUUUAAUCCAAGCAAUGAAAGACACAUUCAGAUUCCUGGGAAGUGUCUCUGUAAUUGUUUCUGUAUUUCCAAUGAUCCACGGUUACUUUAAUUAAGAAUGUAUUUCUGUUUUACUUUAGUUGUGAUGUUACAUUCAUUUAUGACUGUUUUUAAAAGUAAUAUCAUAAAGAC
Messenger RNA from Hypanus sabinus (Atlantic stingray), 2628 nucleotides. RefSeq lists its product as uncharacterized. The record is from RefSeq and is a predicted model, not a curated record. Bases 120 to 2207 code for a protein of 695 amino acids. The transcript is spliced from 20 exons. Lineage: Eukaryota; Metazoa; Chordata; Chondrichthyes; Myliobatiformes; Dasyatidae.